GCCUCCUCUCCGGGAUUAAGCGCCUCAGGACCCAUCCGCCAGGCCACAGCCUGGGCUCAGCCUCUCCCAGACUUCCUGGACUCCAGUGGAGGCUUGGGCCGGGGGCGGGGCGUCCCUGGCCCCUCCCCGUCGUCCCGCCUGCCCGGAAAGGAGUGAGCGGCGCCGAGUCCCGGGCUGGCGGGAGUGCAGUUCUGAGUCCCGCCCGGCGUGCGCGGAGCGGGGCAGCCAGCAGCGGAGGCGCGGCGCGCAGCACACCCGGGAUCCUGUCUCUGUCAGUGGUGCCACGUCCCAUUCACCCAAAGAGGAAGUAGAGGCCCAGAGAGGGACCAUGGGCUCCAUGUUCCGGAGCGAGGAGGUGGCCCUGGUCCAGCUCUUUCUGCCCACAGCGGCUGCCUACACCUGCGUGAGUCGGCUGGGCGAGCUGGGCCUCGUGGAGUUCAGAGACCUCAACGCCUCGGUGAGCGCCUUCCAGAGACGCUUUGUGGUUGAUGUUCGGCGCUGUGAGGAGCUGGAGAAGACCUUCACCUUCCUGCAGGAGGAGGUGCGGCGGGCUGGGCUGGUCCUGCCCCCGCCAGAGGGGAGGCUGCCGGCACCCCCACCCCGGGACCUGCUGCGCAUCCAGGAGGAGACGGAGCGCCUGGCCCAGGAGCUGCGGGAUGUGCGGGGCAACCAGCAGGCCCUGCGGGCCCAGCUGCACCAGCUGCAGCUCCACGCCGCUGUGCUACGCCAGGGCCAUGAACCUCAGCUGGCAGCCGCCCACACAGAUGGGGCCUCAGAGAGGACGCCCCUGCUCCAGGCCCCCGGGGGGCCGCACCAGGACCUGAGGGUCAACUUUGUGGCAGGUGCCGUGGAGCCCCACAAGGCCCCUGCCCUAGAGCGCCUGCUCUGGAGGGCCUGCCGCGGCUUCCUCAUUGCCAGCUUCAGGGAGCUGGAGCAGCCGCUGGAGCACCCCGUGACGGGCGAGCCAGCCACGUGGAUGACCUUCCUCAUCUCCUACUGGGGUGAGCAGAUCGGACAGAAGAUCCGCAAGAUCACGGACUGCGCAUCCUCCCUCCAGCUUCCACUGCCACGUCUUCCCGUUUCUGCAGCAGGAGGAGGCCCGCCUCGGGGCCCUGCAGCAGCUGCAACAGCAGAGCCAGGAGCUGCAGGAGGUCCUCGGGGAGACAGAGCGGUUCCUGAGCCAGGUGCUAGGCCGGGUGCUGCAGCUGCUGCCGCCAGGGCAGGUGCAGGUCCACAAGAUGAAGGCCGUGUACCUGGCCCUGAACCAGUGCAGCGUGAGCACCACGCACAAGUGCCUCAUUGCCGAGGCCUGGUGCUCCGUGCGAGACCUGCCCGCCCUGCAGGAGGCCCUGCGGGACAGCUCGAUGGAGGAGGGAGUGAGUGCCGUGGCUCACCGCAUCCCCUGCCGGGACAUGCCCCCCACACUCAUCCGCACCAACCGCUUCACGGCCAGCUUCCAGGGCAUCGUGGAUGCCUACGGCGUGGGCCGCUACCAGGAGGUCAACCCCGCUCCCUACACCAUCAUCACCUUCCCCUUCCUGUUUGCUGUGAUGUUCGGGGAUGUGGGCCACGGGCUGCUCAUGUUCCUCUUCGCCCUGGCCAUGGUCCUUGCGGAGAACCGGCCGGCUGUGAAGGCCGCGCAGAACGAGAUCUGGCAGACUUUCUUCAGGGGCCGCUACCUGCUCCUGCUUAUGGGCCUGUUCUCCAUCUACACCGGCUUCAUCUACAACGAGUGCUUCAGUCGCGCCACCAGCAUCUUCCCCUCGGGCUGGAGUGUGGCCGCCAUGGCCAACCAGUCUGGCUGGAGGUGAGGCCCAGGCCCCAGCCCGGCUGGGGGCCCCGCAGCACCCGCAGCCCUGACCGCCCUCCCCUCCGUUGCCGCAGUGAUGCAUUCCUGGCCCAGCACACGAUGCUUACCCUGGAUCCCAACGUCACCGGUGUCUUCCUGGGACCCUACCCCUUUGGCAUCGAUCCUAUCUGGAGCCUGGCUGCCAACCACUUGAGCUUCCUCAACUCCUUCAAGAUGAAGAUGUCCGUCAUCCUGGGCGUCGUGCACAUGGCCUUUGGGGUGGUCCUCGGAGUCUUCAACCACGUGCACUUUGGCCAGAGGCACCGGCUGCUGCUGGAGACGCUGCCGGAGCUCACCUUCCUGCUGGGACUCUUCGGUUACCUCGUGUUCCUAGUCAUCUACAAGUGGCUGUGUGUCUGGGCUGCCAGGGCCGCCUCGGCCCCCAGCAUCCUCAUCCACUUCAUCAACAUGUUCCUCUUCUCCCACAGCCCCAGCAACAGGCUGCUCUACCCCCGGCAGGAGGUGGUCCAGGCCACGCUGGUGGUCCUGGCCUUGGCCAUGGUGCCCAUCCUGCUGCUUGGCACACCCCUGCACCUGCUGCACCGCCACCGCCGCCGCCUGCGGAGGAGGCCCGCUGGCCGACAGGAGGAAAACAAGGCCGGGUUGCUGGACCUGCCUGACGCAUCUGUGAAUGGCUGGAGCUCCGAUGAGGAAAAGGCAGGGGGCCUGGAUGAUGAAGAGGAGGCUGAGCUCGUCCCCUCCGAGGUGCUCAUGCACCAGGCCAUCCACACCAUUGAGUUCUGCCUGGGCUGCGUCUCCAACACCGCCUCCUACCUGCGCCUGUGGGCCCUGAGCCUGGCCCACGCCCAGCUGUCCGAGGUUCUGUGGGCCAUGGUGAUGCGCAUAGGCCUGGGCCUGGGCCGGGAGGUGGGCGUGGCGGCUGUGGUGCUGGUCCCCAUCUUUGCCGCCUUUGCCGUGAUGACUGUGGCCAUCCUGCUGGUGAUGGAGGGACUCUCAGCCUUCCUGCACGCCCUGCGGCUGCACUGGGUGGAAUUCCAGAACAAGUUCUACUCGGGCACGGGCUACAAGCUGAGUCCCUUCACCUUCGCUGCCACAGAUGACUAGGGCCCACUGCAGUUCCUGCCAGACCUCCUUCCUGACCUCUGAGGCAGGAGAGGAAUAAAGACGGUCCGCCCUGGCA
This is a messenger RNA of Pan troglodytes (chimpanzee), 2990 nucleotides long. RefSeq names its product T cell immune regulator 1, ATPase H+ transporting V0 subunit a3 (gene TCIRG1). Gene Ontology annotation, cellular component: plasma membrane; vacuolar proton-transporting V-type ATPase complex; vacuolar proton-transporting V-type ATPase, V0 domain. The record is from RefSeq and is a predicted model, not a curated record. NCBI's taxonomy places the organism in Eukaryota, Metazoa, Chordata, Mammalia, Primates, Hominidae. Gene Ontology annotation, molecular function: ATPase binding; proton-transporting ATPase activity, rotational mechanism. Gene Ontology annotation, biological process: vacuolar acidification; proton transmembrane transport. The transcript is spliced from 20 exons. The coding region runs from base 329 to 2914 and encodes 861 amino acids.